AUGCUAUCUUCUCAAAUUCUAAGAUCCUCAACUCUGUCUAUCAACCGCGCUGUCGCCGCAACUCUUCCCAAGUCUGCCAAUAGAAUCAUCCUGAGGGCUUCGCACAAAAGAAUAGGCCAAUCUUGGGCCAUCACUGAAGCCAAAAGGCUUGCGCCUACAGUGGGGAUCUGGUCAGCCUUUAUGGUGACCAUGUUUGGGUGGCCCUUUGCAAUUAAAGCUUUUCAGACGCGCAAUAACCUGGAGUAA
This is a messenger RNA of Lachancea dasiensis, 246 nucleotides long. NCBI's taxonomy places the organism in Eukaryota, Fungi, Ascomycota, Saccharomycetes, Saccharomycetales, Saccharomycetaceae. The record is from the annotation of a GenBank genome assembly.